AUGGAUGACCACUUCAUCUACAGGCUCAUCGACUCACCCUCCUCUUUAAGGAACAGGGGGGAUAACGGUGAAAACCCGGGCUACGGCGAGGCGGAGAAGGGCGUCAUGACUGUCGAAAACAUGCUGGAAGAGUGUUCUGCGCUCUCGACCCACCUGUCAGUCGAUCGAUACCAGCGCGGACACGAGUGCCGUGAGAGAGUGGUUAUCAACAUCUCAGGCUUGCGCUUCGAAACUCAACUUAAAACUUUCAACCAGUUUCCAAAAACCUUGCUUGGAGACCCGAGGAAGAGAAUGCGCUACUUUGACCCGUUGAGGAACGAGUACUUUUUCGACAGAAACCGACCCAGCUUCGAUGCUAUUCUCUAUUUCUACCAGUCCGGGGGGCGCAUUCGGAGACCUGUUAACGUUCCCAUUGAUAUUUUCUCGGAGGAGAUUAGAUUUUAUCAGCUCGGGGAAGAGGCAAUGGAAAAAUUUCGAGAGGAUGAAGGAUUCAUAAAAGAAGAGGAACGUCCCUUGCCUAACAAUGAAUUACAAAGGCAGGUUUGGCUGUUGUUUGAAUACCCCGAAAGCUCUGGUCCAGCCAGAGGAAUAGCCAUAGUCUCAGUCCUUGUCAUUUUAAUCUCAAUUGUUAUAUUCUGUUUAGAGACCUUACCGGAAUUUCGUGAUGAUAAGGACCCGGCCACCGUGGCACAGAUAGUUAACGGGACUGCCCCCUACGUCCCAAGUUCGUUUUCAGACCCUUUCUUUGUGAUAGAGACCCUUUGUAUUAUCUGGUUCUCGUUUGAGUUGCUUGUCCGUUUUUUUGCGUGUCCUAGCAAAACCACGUUCUCAAAAAACAUAAUGAAUAUAAUUGACAUAGUGGCUAUAUUUCCGUACUUCAUCACUUUGGGAACAGAGCUGGCCGACAGUGACGGGAGCGGCCAGCAAGCUAUGUCGCUAGCCAUCCUCAGGGUCAUCAGGCUCGUUAGAGUCUUCCGCAUCUUCAAACUAUCCCGUCACUCUAAAGGACUUCAGAUUCUAGGGCAGACAUUAAAAGCCAGCAUGAGAGAGCUUGGCCUGCUCAUAUUCUUCCUCUUCAUAGGAGUGAUUCUGUUUUCCAGCGCGGUUUACUUUGCCGAGGCGGACGACCCGUCCUCCAGUUUUACAAGCAUCCCAGAUGCCUUCUGGUGGGCCGUGGUCACCAUGACUACCGUGGGAUAUGGAGACAUGCACCCGGUGACCAUCGGUGGUAAAAUAGUGGGGUCUUUGUGCGCGAUAGCCGGGGUGUUAACUAUUGCUCUACCGGUUCCCGUUAUCGUCUCUAAUUUCAACUACUUUUACCACCGGGAAACUGACGGGGAAGAGAGCGCGCAAUACCUCCAUGUCAGUAGCUGUGAACACCUACCGUCAGACGAACUGAAGCGUACGUGCAGCGCCUCAUCUCUCAGCAAGUCGGAAUAUAUGGUAGAGGAGAGCCUCAACAGUGCCUUUAAACAGCCCAGCUUCAAUAACGAAAACAAACAAAACUGUGUAAACAUCAAAAAGAUUUUUACGGAUGUGUAAAAGACUGGCCCCUAAUGAAGCAUGUAGCGGGCUUCGAGAUCUCUAUUACCACUACUCUUUUCAUGAUAAGCAAUCGUGACGUGUUCAUAUCUGUUAAGUGGACGUAUAAAUCCUACAGUGUACUGUAUGGUAGGAUGCCUACCAUAUCGUGAUGUUUCGAUUCGUCCUUGAGUCAAAUGCAGGUGUUGAUGUCAAGUGUUGCCGUCCUUACUGUAGCAUUAUACCUCACAAUCUAUCAAUCUUUACAGAGUUGUCUGUGUUUGGCGUGGGGUGGGGUUGUGAGUUUAUCAGUCAUGUAUAAUGAAUAUAGCAAUAUAUAGCCCAAAUGUCUGUAAGGUUAUUCUAUACUGAUAUCCAGCACUAUGAGAUCCGACUGUCCGAGUAUUGUUCGUGUUAUUAUUCAGGUAAUUCAGAGUCGAUGUCGUGUCGAUACGAAAGGUAACGCGCAUGUUACUACAGGUAUUUUCAUUCAGAACCGCCUUUAGCCUAUACCAAAUAAAACGGAAAAUAUGUAAACCCGAGAAUCGGAAAGGGUCUUUGGUUAUACAAGUUUAUUUUUUUGAUGCAUAUAACGGAUUAAAAUUUUUGUGUAGGUCUAUGCUAUGUGGCAUGUCUCAUUGAUCACAGUUUCUACAGGACAAAACAAUGGAUUUAAAUGAGGGUAUCCUUAGGGUAUUGAACACGCUCCUAAAAGAAUGUCCAUUUCGUAAUGUGAACAGUGUUGAAUACAUUAUUAUGUGCGCAUGCACGCUGAAAGUCCC
Messenger RNA from Osmerus eperlanus (European smelt), 2303 nucleotides. It is a transcript of the gene kcna3a, whose product is annotated as potassium voltage-gated channel, shaker-related subfamily, member 3a. Gene Ontology annotation, biological process: protein homooligomerization; potassium ion transmembrane transport. NCBI's taxonomy places the organism in Eukaryota, Metazoa, Chordata, Actinopteri, Osmeriformes, Osmeridae. Gene Ontology annotation, molecular function: protein binding; delayed rectifier potassium channel activity. The record is from RefSeq and is a predicted model, not a curated record. Gene Ontology annotation, cellular component: voltage-gated potassium channel complex; membrane.